CAGGCUUUUAGCUAGGCAUGCGUCAACGCGUCAUUUAGACGCACUGUCCUAACAAACAUAAGAAAUCGGACGCAUUACUUUUAAGCAAGACGCACUACGGACGCCCAAAUAUUUUUCACCGCUUUUUCUCCCCCGUUUUUCGCCGGUAAACUCGCCGAUUCCAGCCGCUUUGUCGCUUCGCACGUCCGGCUUACCGCCGCCAUGUUGGCUACCGCUGAAGUCUCGGCUGAGAUCUCGCCAAUCGCGAGAUCUCGCAAAUCGCAAGAUUCACACGUGAUUGGGCCAUUUUCAUGACGCGGCAUGGUGCGACGCUGUUAUUGGUGGAAUAUCUGACGGCUAUUUAACUCUUUUCGCGGGAAGACGGCGCUGGUAAGUUUGAAACUUUUUCCAUUGUUUACGAACGAGACAGGAUAACUGAGAACUAGUGGAGUUCUUCGGAGCCAUUUCGGAGUAAUUCUUGCUUCUUUUGUGUCAAUAAAUGUUGGUGAAUCGGGGGGGGAAACAGCAGCGCGAUGCAAUCGUGGAGAAAUGUAGUUGGGAGGGGGGCGGAAGGGUGCAUGCCGCGCGCGCCGCCGAUCUGGAGAAAAUAGCGGGACCGGGAUCAAAAUGUGCUUGGUUCUUGUAAAAAAAUCUAAAAGAUCGAUAAAUGGAUGUUUUUUUUUUUUUUAACAAUAUAAUGGAUUCCCACUAGUGACAUAUUUCAGAAGGUUACAUAUAAAAGUUAAAUAAGGACUUUUAAUUUUUUCAAGGUCAAGGUACAAAGUUACUGUGAACUACUGUGAACCAUGAGGAAAAGAGGAAAGGCGCCCACGAGGAAAAGGGGAAAGGCACAGCCAGCAAUCUCCAGCUUCUUUAAGAAGAGUGAUCAUGAUCCCCCUGCCCCCACAGUGGACACCAGGAGUGACCAGGAUCCCCCUGCCCCCACACUGGACACCAGGAGUGACCAGGAUCCCCCUGCCCCCACAGUGGACACCAGGAGUGACCAGGAUCCCCCUGCCCCCACAGUGGACACCAGGAGUGACCAGGAUCCCCCUACCCCCACAGUGGACACCAGGAGUGACCAGGAUCCCCCUGCCCCCACAGUGGACACCAGGAGUGACCAGGAUCCCCCUGCCCCCACAGUGGACACCAGGAGUGACCAGGAUCCCCCUGCCCCCACAGUGGACACCAGGAGUGACCAGGAUCCCCCUGCCCCCACAGCGGACACCAGGAGUGACCAGGAUCCCCCUGCCUCCACAGUGGACACUGCAGUGGACCCCAGGAGUCCAAAGAAGAGAAAAAAGGCCUCAGAUAGCGAAGAGAACGUGACAUCGCCAUCGAUGCAGGAGGAGCCUGAUAGAAAGUUCUGCCAGUCAUGGCUGGCCGAAUUUGAGUGGCUGGUUUAUGACGGCGACGUCAUGUAUUGCGCAUGGUGCAGGCAAUACAAGCAAACCUCCAACCUUGCAACUGGCACCAGGAGUUUCAGGAAAACAGCGUUGCAGAAGCACCCACCCACCGGUGCCCACGUGACUGCAAAGGCUGCUAGGGACAAGAGGCAGCCAUCAGUGAUCAGAGGCAUGAAGGAAGUGGAUCGCAAGCGGGCAGGCGCUGCUGAGGCUGCCCUGAGGACGGUGUAUUGGCUCGUGAAAGAGGAGGUGGCGAAUAGGAAAUACGCGAGUCUCCUGGAGCUGCAGAGGGAGCAGGGACUGGCUGAGGUGAAAAACCUUAAUGCAGGACGUAACGCCACGCACACAAGCCCCACCACUUUCAAUGAGCUACUCCGAUGCCUGAACGAAGUGGUGGAGCGGAGGGUGACAAGGGAAGUCAAUGCAAGCCCCUGCGUCGCCAUCGGCAUCGACGAGUCCACUGAUCGAAGCUCGGAGAAGCAUGUUGUGGUAGUUGUCCGAUACGUACGCGUCCACACUGCAGAGCUGAUAACAACGUUCCUCAAGUGUGAGAAGGUGAAUGAUGGGAAAGCACCUACCAUCUACGGAACAACGCGAGCUGUGCUAGACAAUUAUGGGAUCCCAGUGAGAAAGGUACUUGGACUUGGGAUGGACGGCGCAGCGGUCAUGUCGAGCGAUAUGAACGGAGUAACGGGACUCCUGCACCGGGACAACCCCUUUGCUCUUGCUGUCCAUUGUGUCUGCCACAGACUGCAGUUGGCAGUCUCCCAAGCUGCAAAGAACAUCCCGCAGAUCAAGAGCACAAGCCUGUUGGUUGACAGCAUUUACAACUACAUCAUGCUGUCACCCAACAGGCUUGCAGAAUUCAAUGCUCUGGUGGAUGUCCUAGGAGAGGAGUACUUGAAACUUAAGCACUCCUACGAGAUCAGAUGGCUCAGCAUGGGGGAAGCUGUGAGGAGCGUCAUCGAAAACUUCCGCAGCCUGGCAGUCUACACGGAGGAGCAGGCGGCAGAGGGAGACCCAGUUGCUAUUGGGCUCCACCAGCAGCUCACAAGCUUCCUUCCUAUGGGACUCCUCCACCUGCUGGCAGACGUACUGGACGCCACCAACCACCUCUCCAAAAUUUUCCAGUACAGAGACAUCACGUUUUCUGUGCUCAGAUCAGAGCUCAAUGACUGCCUUGAAAUCCUGGAGGGAAUGAGGGGUGUUGAUGGGAUCAAGCUGGCUCGUUUCGUUACCAGUGUCCAGGACACUGGUAACUACCUGGAAACACCCAUCACCAUGCGGGUAGGACGUGGGGGACAGGACCCAGUAGAGACCCUGAAUGCCGUCAAAACAGACUUCCUGGACCGCCUCUUGGACAACCUGAGGGCAAGGUUUCCCCAACUAGAUCUGCUGGAUGCAAUGAAGGUCUUUGAACCACAACAGUACCCAGACGACGACGACAACAUUGCCUUGGCGUACUGGGGAAGACACGAACUGAACGUACUCCUUAAUCAUUAUGCUGAGGACAAGGUAUCUAGAGAUGGAAACAUCUGCGAGGCCUACAUCAACCGGUUAAUGUGCGAGGGCCAGUUUGGAGCCUUCAAGCAGGCAGUGGCUACCCGCUACAAGGGGGAGCAGCGGGAGGAGAACGGAGUAGCUUGGUUCCACUACUACAGGCCAAACGAGUUGCUCGAGAAGAUGUUUGCGGGGGACAAUGCUUAUAACCAGAGGAUCUUUGGUGAGGUGUUCAAGCUCAUGUGCUACAGCCUGGUGGUGCUGGUCAGCAAUGCCGAGGCAGAGCGCGUGUUUUCCUGUCAGAACAGGAUCAAGACGAAAACACGCACUCUCCUCGGCAUCGAGCAGCUGGACCGGCUCAUCAGGCUGAGCUAUGCCAAGAUUCCAAUGGCUGACUUCGACUUUGCUGCAGCGAGGGAGAUCUACCUGCAGGACCCCAGGCGGUUGUAGUUGUAACUUGUAGCUCAUUAGUCACCUUGUAGCUCAUUAGUCACCCAGAGACUUUGGUUUUGUUGUUUUUUCUUUAUGCAUAGUAUGUUGUAGUCUGUGUAGACUGACAGAGUAGUAGUUGCAUUACAUAUAUCAUAUAGUCCUCAGGUAAACUGCUACAGAAGAGUGUUGCACUACCUCAUGUGAACUUUUUAGUAGUUUUUACACAAGAAAGUUGUACUACCUGAAGUAAACUUGUUACAGAAGUUGCAUUACCUUUACAGAAGAAUGUUGUUGUACCUCAGGUAAACUUGUUAUAGAAGAGUGUUGCACUACCUCAGGUGGACUUUUUAGUAGUUUUUACACAAGAAAGUUGUACUACCUCAAGUAAACUUGUUACAGAA
This is a messenger RNA of Branchiostoma floridae (Florida lancelet), 3718 nucleotides long. RefSeq names its product zinc finger protein 862-like. Bases 786 to 3335 code for a protein of 849 amino acids. NCBI's taxonomy places the organism in Eukaryota, Metazoa, Chordata, Leptocardii, Amphioxiformes, Branchiostomatidae. The transcript is spliced from 9 exons. The record is from RefSeq and is a predicted model, not a curated record.